Molecule: messenger RNA, 2362 nt
Organism: Musca domestica (house fly)
Lineage: Eukaryota; Metazoa; Arthropoda; Insecta; Diptera; Muscidae
Product: insulin-like growth factor-binding protein complex acid labile subunit
Exons: 8
Coding region: 691-2256 (521 amino acids)
Cellular component (GO): plasma membrane
Molecular function (GO): protein binding
Source: RefSeq, a predicted model, not a curated record
UGUCAACGGUUGUACGCGCGUGUUGUAAUUUCGAACUGUAGCAGGCACAACUGAAGGAAUUCGGAAUAUUACAACUACAAAAGAAAAUUUCUUUUUUUACAAAGAAGAAAAGGGAGCAUUGCUCGGGACAAACAGAUUUUAAAAAUUUGUGUGUAAGCAAAUCUGUGGAAAUAGUGAAUUUUCUAAAAAAAAAAUCCAUAAAUAUAUUUGGAAAUAAGCAAAUCAAAUAGAUCUAAAACGAAAAAUGCAGAUUAUGUAGCAGUGAAUGAAAGUUAUAUAAAAAUAAUCUAAAAGUGUAUAUCUAGGAUUUGUAAUUUCCCCCCCGCACCAACAGGACCUCCACAACCACCACCACCACCACCACCGCAGGAAAAAUAACAACGAAGUAUCAUCUAAAAAACCAGCUGUCUAUCGUUGGUCAGGUCAGUCAGUCAUCGUUCAUUUAACAAAGAUUUUAAUAGAAUCCAAUAAACAAACAAGUCCAAAGCUUUUGGAUUAGCAAACGAAGCAACACAAAACACAAGAGAAACAUUCCAAAGAGGAGAUCCAUUCCCUAAAAGAGCUGAGUAGAGACACUGCUGCUACAACGACGACAACAAAUACAAGCGAAACGGAGACUAGUAACAUUUGUGGCAAGUUGUUCUCACCCCGACAUCAUAGACAUCAUUCAGCGUUGAUUCAGUUUACAAAAUGCCAUUAAUCAGCUUAGCUCGUUCGCGUGCGACAUCACCGUCGUCAUCAUCCUCUUCAUCAACAACGACGAUGACAACAAAAUUUCUCACAACCAACACCAUUGUUCUCGUAUUGUUGUUGACAUCAUUCACCCUCCUGAGCUGGCAACCGGCAGCAGCUCAGGGCAAUCAGACGCCACAGCAAGUUUGUCCCGAGCACAAUGAAAUUGCUCCUUGUGUCUGUAGCGUGAAGAAGAAUGGCCUGGACAUCCUGUGUGAAACCACCGACCUGUCUCACAUCACCAAAUCGAUGAGUACUCUGAAGGGCAAAAGUCCCAUCAUCUUCUAUUUGAAAUUGCGCCACAACAAUUUGCCAAAACUUCAGGGUUUCCUGUUUCUGGCAUUGGACAUUCGUCAUUUGACUAUUCACAACAGCAGUUUGGCAGCCAUCGAGGAGAAUUCUCUCAGCUCUUUGGGUAAGGGUCUCACUCAACUGGAUGUUUCUCUCAAUCAAAUGAAAACGGUGCCCUCGACGGCCUUGAAACAUCUUUAUCAUCUUUUAAUUUUGAAUUUGAAUCACAACAAAAUUACGGUGAUUCAUAACAAUGCAUUUGAGGGUUUGGAUACAUUGGAAAUUCUGACAUUGUAUGAGAACAAGAUCAACAAUGUGGAACCAGAAGCUUUCCGGGGCUUGGAAAAGAAACUCAAACGUUUAAAUUUGGGUGGCAAUGAAUUGACCAUGGUGCCACAACAGGCACUUUCAAUUCUAGACAACCUUAAGAAAUUGGAAAUUCAAGAAAAUAAAAUCAAAAUCAUACGGGAAGGCGAUUUCGCCGGUCUUGAAAGUUUGGACUCCUUGAUUUUGGCCCACAACAUGAUUACUUCGGUACCAGCCAAUGUUUUCUCUCAUCUCGGUUUGUUAAAUUCUUUGGAAUUGGAAGGCAAUAAAAUUUCCAGCAUUGACAAGGAUGCCUUUAAGGGAUUGGAAGAAAAUCUUCAAUAUCUCCGUUUGGGUGAUAACAAUUUGCAAGCCAUACCCAGUGAGGCAUUGAGGCCGUUGCAUCGUCUACGCCAUUUGGAUUUGAGAAAUAAUAAUAUUAGCGUUAUAAGUGAUGAUGCCUUCACUGGUUAUGGCGAUUCCCUGACCUUUUUAAAUCUGCAAAAGAAUGAUAUCAAGGUAUUACCUAGCAUGAUAUUUGAAAAUUUAAAUUCUCUGGAAACAUUAAAUAUUCAAAAUAAUAAAUUGACUCGCUUACCGCAAGACAUCAUGGAGCACAUCAUCGACACGCUGCGAAUAAUCGAUAUAACAGAUAAUCCUUUGGUGUGCUCGUGCGAGUUGACCUGGUUCCCCAAGCUCCUGCAGGAUCUCAAGAACAAAGACGAUGAAAUGGCUCAGAAAAAGAAACCCAUCUGUCAUAUGCCCGUGGAGAAUCGGGAUUAUUUCGUACAGUCGAUGCCGCUGGAGAAAAUGCACUGUGCCGGUCUGUCGUCCAGUGAAGCAAGUGAUUUACUGGACACAAAUGGUGUGUUGUUAUGGCGUUUACUGCCAGUAAAUAUGCUUGUGACGUUUUUGUGUACUUUUUAAAGGAAUCAUGUGGUGGAAGUGGUAAACAAACGCACGCUACAAUAUAUAACUAUACCAACUACUACUACUACGACUAUCGACACUCUCUUAUUUUGUACAACAACAA